AUGAUCCAACAGUCUAUGAAGAUCAUACAACAGGAGGCCAAUAUUACAGCCGCGGCGUUCAUCUACAGUCCUGAACGUUCUGAAAAAUUGCUACCAAGUGAUAGUUAUUUAACUCUAACUUUUGUCCUGGCCAUGCCAUUGGGUAGACCUCUGACACCAUUUGAACGCCUCACAAAACCAUUUCGUUACAUUAUUUGGUCAUGCUUCAGUUCGAGUUUUCUCUUCGGCAUUCUUUGUAUAUAUUAUAUCAAAUUUCUAGGGAGAUCACGACUAAUGCUAUUCAUAUAUGGUCAAGGUAAUCGUAUACCCUUUACCAAUCUGCUGAGCACCUUAUUCGGAGGUACGAUGUUCGGUCAAAUGCCACAGAGAAAUUUCGCCCGCUACAUCCUGUGCAUUUGGUUAAUGUACACGUUCGUCUUGAGAUCAGCAUAUUCGGGAGCACUGUUUAAAAUUCUUCAAGAUGGUAGUGGUAAAAAUAAUUUACAAACCUUAGAAGAAGUUGUGGCUCAAAAUUAUACCAUCUACACGUCACAGGUUAUGACAUCCGUUAUCAAAUUCGCCUUGCCACAUGCCACUGUGCGGCAAUAUGAUGAAGUAAAUACACUGGAUCGAUUAUUAAAGAUAAUUAGCGAACCGGAUACUAGAGAAAAAAUUGCUCUUUGCCUAUUCGAUUUAACUUUUAAAUAUUACAAUCAAAUGCACCCAACGAGGAGAGUUCAAAUUUUGAAGCAACCCGUUAUGGCAACUCCGAUCAUUUUCUAUAUGCCACGUCAUAGCUAUUUGCGUUUGCAUACAAGCGGCAUCAUUCUGCGUUUGGUCCAAGCGGGACUGAUAAGGCGUUUUGUCAAAUUUAAUGUCUAUGCCACAUCACGUGAUAAUGUACGGACAAGUGAAUAUCUGCCACUAUCGUUAGAUGUUUUAAUUGGCCUCUAUUGGCGACAUUUACGCACUUCCAUUUAUCCACGCAACAACAAUUAA
Molecule: messenger RNA, 978 nt
Organism: Musca vetustissima
Lineage: Eukaryota; Metazoa; Arthropoda; Insecta; Diptera; Muscidae
Exons: 3
Coding region: 1-978 (325 amino acids)
Source: RefSeq, a predicted model, not a curated record